Molecule: messenger RNA, 6078 nt
Organism: Schistosoma bovis
Lineage: Eukaryota; Metazoa; Platyhelminthes; Trematoda; Strigeidida; Schistosomatidae
Source: the annotation of a GenBank genome assembly
GGAAAUCUGAACACAUGCAGAGGCAUAUGAAGUUAUAAAUAACAUGGGCUCUUGCACUUUUAUUCAUAGAUGGAGCAUAUGACUCUGUACCUUGGAUCUUAUCGGCAGAAACUUGAAGCUGUGCCAAUACCGCGAGUCGAGAGCACAAAGAAACCAAUAAGUUUACUCAAGUCUGUCAAGAAGAUAUUAGAUAUUCAAUACCGAACCGGGCUUUCUGGUGACUGCGCUACGUUAUGUAGAACAAAUGGACUGUAUGUUAGAAAUCUAGUUAAUUCUUUACUCUCCAUCAAGUCUUGCUAACAGAAUUCAUCGGAAAAACGACAUAAGUCUUGCUUAAUAUGCGUACAUGGGACUAAACGGUGACCAUUCUACCCAUCAAUACAAAUAAAUGCUAAAGUUAGACGAUCAUAUGACUCAUGAGUUAAAAGACACAUUUCAAGAUGUAUCUACAUCUAGUAUUGAAAACCGAAACUCGGCCAGUCAUUCUCGCCAAAAUCUUGCUGGUGGAUCCGGAGUUUUUGCAAAUUUCUUCGAAGAAAUGGCCGAACCACUUUCUUACCAAUCCUCAAAUCUCAUUGAUGAAAGGCAGAGUAAUAUAUCUACAGAGGACUGUAAAAUCCAAACACAGAGUAGCGAGGUGAAGGAGGGCAGUUCCCCUAUGCUGCGUGAUGAGAUUAGUCCUAUGGAAGCUUUCUACGGUGAUAAUGCAGAUGACGACCUGAAAAUUCUUGAACGAUAUCGUUUGCUCGUUAAUUCUUAUUCUGAUUCUAAACCAUGCCAAGAUGAAUCUCAGCUGAGGCAGUUAUCUCAUGAUGAUACACUAAAACGUGGUGGACUACCACAUGGCGUAACAGAAUACAAUCCAACUGAUUUAAGUAGCCCGUUGUGUAUGUCAUACAUACAUAGAAGUAAACCACCUAAAGUAUUAGCCAAUCGUUUUCUGCUUGGUUCUACAAUUGGGCGAGGAAGUUAUGGAAAGGUAAAAGAUUGUAUUGAUCUGUUUACACUUCGACGUCAUGCUGUAAAAAUUAUUAGUAAACUAGGUGUACGAAAAAUUCCCGGUGGUUGGAGUCAAGCAUUACAUGAAGCUAGUUUAAUGCGAAGAUUAUCUGCUUGUCGACAUGUGGUUUCAUUAGUUGUUGUAUUACGAUUAGAAAAUCCAGAUAGAUUAUGUUUAGUUAUGGAGCAUUGUCUUGGAUCAGUACAUGAUUUACAAGCUUCCGGUGUACCAUCUCAUACAGCUUUAAGUUCAGAAAAUGAAUUUGAAUUAGAUGAAUUCAAUGCUAAAUCAUCCUCUCCACGAUUAUCAUAUUUUAAACAUCAACAUGGACAAUCAUCAGAUGUUGUAUUAAAUGAAAACAUUUCAAAAGAUAAAAGAAAAAAUGUUGAUUCUUCUGAAAAGUUGAAUAAAUCUCGUCGAUUUCAUCCUAGAUUAUCAAUGGGAUCUACACAGAUCAAUCAAGAAACAGAUACAAAAUUUAAUAAAUCAAAAAGUCGUAAAACAUCAUCCAUAGAACAACCAACAAGAAAACGUACAUCCUCUCAACAACAACAACAAUUUCGUCGACUUCCUGAAGCACAAGCGCAUGCCUACUUUUUACAGUUAAUAGACGGUUUACAUUUUCUUCAUCGUAACGGUGUUAUACAUCGCGAUAUUAAACCAGCUAAUUUAUUAUUAACACCUGCACCAGGCUGUGGUUUAAGUGGUUUUGGCAGUCCAAAUGGUACCAUGGAUUUACCAGAUCAUAAUUGGUUAUGCAGUACGGGUAGUCAAUCAGCGUUUUGUCAACGUUCAUUGGCUAAUUUAUUAGCAUUAUCACGUGGUUGGUUGGUGAAGUUAACUGAUUUCGGCGUAUCGGCAUCAAUUUCAGCAUUUAGUACAAAUGAUAUGGUUAGUGGUGGUCAAACUACACCAGCUGUACAACCUCCAGAAGUCGCCAAAGGUGUACAAUCAAUAUUUGAUGGUACUAAGUUAGAUGUAUACAGUGCUGGUGUAACACUUUAUUUCAUGCUUACUGGUCAUGUACCAUUUUCAUGUCAAAAUGUACUACAAAUAUUUGAAGCAAUUGUUAAAGGAGAUUAUACAAUACCAGGAUAUGUAUCAACCAAUGCAUCAGAUUUGAUUCGGAAAAUGAUGCAGAAAGAUCCUAAAAAACGUUUAACUUUAUUGCAAAUUCGUCAACAAACUUGGUAUAUACAAGAUCCACCAACACCAAUGUCUGUGGAAAAAAUUAAAAUGAAAUUACGCAAUGAAUUAUCACAUAAUCAACAAUUAUCAAAUAAUGAAUCGCCAACACAUACAUUAAUUCAUUAUCAUAAACGACAACAACAACAACGUGGUAUAAUCUGUUGGCUUGAUCCAUUAAUUUAUCUACGUCGAUGUCAUUCUGAAUAUCCUUUACCACAUAUUGAUGAUACUGGAGCUAGAAUAUUUGAUAUAGAUGAAAUAUUCAAUAAUUCACCAAAUCAAACAUUUACUAGUAGUAAUGAUAAUGAUAUACAAACAUCUUUAUCAAAUAUGAUUAUCAGUGAUAAGGAUGAACACUUUUUUAAUAAUCAUGAUGGUAUUGCACCGAUCUCAGUGAUUGAUCGUUUAAAGGUAUUUCAUGAUUUGGAUGACUAUGAAGAGUAUAGUAGACCAGAAGAUAUGUCUAGUUUUUACUAUUCACCUGAAGCAUGUUUACAAUAUUCCAAUGUUGAAAAACAGCUGGCCAACUUAGGUAUUGGUUCACGAAUGGAACCUGGUUCGACAAUCACAAAUUAUCCAUAUGUAUAUAAUAAUCUUUCAAUGAAUUAUUUACACUCUACUAGCCCUAUUCAUUUAACAGAAGAAACUAGUCGUCGAUCUGCAAAUAUUUGUCAUCCGAUUGACAACGUUCCAGAUAAUGUUGAUAAUAAUAGUAAUAUUAAUAAUAAUAACAAUAGUGAUAAUAAUAAUGGUCAGUCACACUAUUACUUUUUACCAUCAGAUCAACAACAAUUAACUACUCAUCAAUCUAAACGAGAAAAAUCUUUAAAAAGUAAUAUGACACCACAACCAUAUUGGUGUCUAGAUCUUGGUGUUCCAGUGUAUGAAGCUAUACAACCUAUCAAUAAUAUGAAUGAUGUAUCGGAACCUCCAGCUUCUCCAGCGGAUUUACCAAUUUCUAUUCCUACUACUUACAGACUAUCUAAAUUUGCAAUAAAUCCCAAUGUAACAAAUCGAACUGGUAGUCUACCAGGUCCUAUAGCAUUCAUUCCAUCCGAUUUAAAUGUACCUCGACAAAUGCAGAAUAGUGUCAAUAUAAAUAAUUAUAAUAAUAACAAUAGUAAUGAUACAUUAAAUCAAAAAACUUGGCAUUAUGGUUUACGACCUAUUAAUAGUAUACCAAGAGAUUUUGUUAAUUUCACUUGUUCAAAACAGCAACAACAACAACAACCACAUCAAAAAUCUACCAAUAUCAUUGCUAUUGAUCCUGAUCAAUUAUCUAAUCAUUUGAAUAUAGAUUUUGAUCAAACUCAUAUAAAUUCAACAUUGAAUAGACAAGAACAACAAUUUAUGAAAAGAGAUUAUCAUUCAACUAAUACUAAUCAUUUGAAUAGAUUCAAUCAAUGGUUUUUCAAUCCAUUCAAUUCAUUUCGUAAUCGAAUAAAAAGUAUACGAUUUAAAAAAGAUGCUUCAAAUAAUUGUCAAACUACUACUAAUACUACUUAUACUACUACUACUACUAAUAAUAAUAAUAAUAGUUAUUCACCAGUUGUUUCAACGACCAAUUCUACUUCUUCAUCUUCUAAUACUAUUUAUUAUAGAAAUGUGAAUAGUGCUACAGAAUUAACUUCAACUAUUGAAAUCACAUCAUCAUCAUCAUUACCUAAAAUUCAAAUAGAUGAUAUUUCUAUUCAAUCUACUGGAACUUUACCAAGAACACGUAAUCGAUUAAAACCUUGUUCACGUAUAUUUUCACGAAAGAAAGUUACAGGAAGAAAAUAAUAAUUAUUAUUCCCGUUGACAUUGUUGUCGUUAUCAUCGUCUGUCUGUGUAUGUAUUCAUGCAUGGAAUGUAUGUAUGUAUUUUUUUUUUACAUGUAUAUCAAUUUCUUCAUAUAUAGAGUUGGGUAGAAGCGAUACAAGAUCUCGUUUUUCGCACACACACACACACACAGUAUAUAUAUCCUAUUUGUUAUUAGUGUUGUUGAUGUCGUCGGUUUAUCGAUUUCCUGUUCACAUGAGUUUUCUUUGAUUCUUCUCCCCUAUCUCCAAUACCAAUCAUGAUGAUGAUGAUGAUGAUGACUUGAUUACACGUUUUUUUUUAUUUUAUAGUACAUAUAGCAACUCAAUAAUGCUAUUUAUUUGAUCAUUUUUUUGUAAAAUCUAUUUUGUACAAUUUAUUCACCAACUGGCUCUCUAUUAUUAUGUUUUAUUAUACGGAAUAAAAAAUGAUGACAAUGUUUAAUGUCCCAAUAGCUAGCUUUAUGUCUGUUUGUUUGGUGAGUUUUUUUAAUCACUGCGUUUGCUCACUAGUGUGUCCAAUAAUUUUUGUGUGCUAGAGGUUGUUUCUCUUUAUCACCAUCUCGUUUAUUUCAUUUUCAUGCUCUUCUUCAUUGUAUUCCUCUUUUCCUCACUCACUCACUCACUCUCUCUCUCUUAGGUUCUUUUUCCAAAAUUUCAGUUACCGUUGUCGGUAUAGAAUUAUGUUUCUGUUUUUCCCCUUUACAUCUUCACACAAAACUUGUCUCAUUUGUAAAUAGUAUGUAAAUUUUAACUGCACACACACACACACAUAAAGAUGAUAGUCGUGUAUUUAUGCCGAGCAUUUUUUUCUCAAAUCAAAACUUCUCAAAUUAUCUCUAAUGCUUUUACAAUUUCUCUCGAUUUCUGCUUCCGUUUUAUCCUUAAUCAUCAAUUGUCUUAUAGAACUGAAAACAUAAGUUUCUCGGCUUAGUUUAAUUCCUUUUCUCAGUUCAGCAUGCAACUUUGUUAGCAAUUACGAUCAUUAUUCUUUCGUAAUGUUCCAUAGUGUGUGUGUAUGUGUGUGUGUUUACACGCGUAACUUUAUGGUCAUGUGUAUACCCUGCACACCUAGAUUGUUCCAGUGAUUGCACACAAAUAAACUCACAUUCACACGCACAUCACCUAUCCAAAAUGCCUAUAUGUAUUUUUUUAUUGUUUAAUGUCCUGUGUUACUUACGAGUAGUAUGAUUUGAGUGAAAACAAUUCCUGAGUACUUUGUUUUCAGUUUGAAAAUUCAUGCUUAUAUGAGUAAUGCAUUACUAGGCUUAUUAUAUAUAUAAUCAGUGUAAUUGCAACAUUCUUCUGCAAUUAUUCGUUUUUUGCGUUGUUAAGUUUUUAAGCUUGGCGAUUGAAUGAUAUAUCAUUCUGAACAACACCAUCAAACGCCUAGUUGAUAUGGAAAUGAGUUGUUUAGUUAUUCCACAUACAUUAACGUAGUUUCUCCUAAUCACAUUCUUUAUAAAUGGUUGUGCUUUUAGGUACUGCUAUCCUCAUUUUUCCGUGUAUUCCUAUUGAUUAUCGUGUUCGGCUGACCUCUAACCAUGUGACUGAUUGACCUCUUUCGUCAAAGUUGUUAAAAUGAAUCGGUCUGCCUAUUCAUUACCGAUAAAUGAGAAUCCUACGCUUUUACAAAUUCCUUAGCAUUUUCAACGUUCUCUCGAUCUAGAGUUUUGAUAUAUUUCUGUUUGAUUGCAAACAACAUAGGGGUAGUUUAUAACUUCUUAAUCUUUUCUUUUCAUUACGGGAUCAAUUGCAUUUAUUCAUGCAUGAUCAAGUCUUCAGAAUCCUAAUUAUUUAUUUAUUUAUUUGAACAUUGGUACAAGGGGGCACCAAAUACAUAUAUGCCAUACAAUAACAAUGAAGCCAGUAGUAGUUAUCAUUGGUUUGUGUGAGCGCUAUGAUUCUGCCCGGGUACCCAAACCGAAACAGGUGAUUUUCAUAAGCGGCCAUUCCCUGAGCCUUCGACUUACACAAGUCAGUGGAACAACGUUAGGAGAUGCAGUCUCAUGGUAGCCGGUGACCAACAAUAGGUUCAUAUGCCACUUGUCCCCCCCAGGAUACCGUAGCCCAUGUGCACCAUUGGUUUGG